Messenger RNA from Pimephales promelas (fathead minnow), 1930 nucleotides. It is a transcript of the gene lmo4a, whose product is annotated as LIM domain only 4a. NCBI's taxonomy places the organism in Eukaryota, Metazoa, Chordata, Actinopteri, Cypriniformes, Leuciscidae. The record is from RefSeq and is a predicted model, not a curated record.
UUUAAAGGGGAUUGAAGUCUGGUAACCGAGCAGUUUAAACAGCGUCGUUAACUUACAAUGCUCAGACCUCAUGAUGAUAUGCCAACGAGAGUUAGUUUAAAUGUAGGUAACAUUUUUUUCCCCCUGAAGACAAGAUAUGGUCCGGCGUCUGCCUCUACUCUGACAGACUGAACGCGAUGCUCUGUUCUGUAUGAGCCUCUGGAAGUUGAGAAGCAGAUAAGUGCGCAUCCUUGUGCCAGACAAGGGUAAUGACCCAGUUAUAAUGGUAAACACUGCUUGUAAUACACAACUGCCUCAUGUCAGAAUGGGGGCCCUGGCAUGGAAGAGGUGUGUUGGAUGUGGAUGCAAGAUUUUGGACCGCUUCCUCCUGUUUGCUUUGGAUGGAUACUGGCACUGCCACUGUCUCAAGUGCUCCUGCUGCCAAGCCCAGCUGGCAGAAAUUGGCUCAUCGUGUUUCACAAAGCGUGGCUUGAUCCUCUGCAAAAGUGACUAUAUAAGAUUAUUUGGUAACAGCGGAGCCUGCAGGGCUUGCAGCAAAUCUAUCCCAGCAAAUGAAAUGGUUAUGCGAGCACAGGGCAAUGUUUUCCAUGUCAAGUGUUUUGUAUGUUCCAUCUGCCAUAACCAGCUACUACCUGGGGACCGCUUUCACUAUGCGAAUGGAAAACUGUACUGUGAACAGGACAGGCCAACAUCUUGUUUGCACAGAAACGAGCACUUGGAUUCACUCAGGGAGCACAACAUAUCCGAACCGAAGUCCUGAGCUCAUCUUUUUGCUGAGCUCCGAGAAAGAGACUCUAAUGGAGCUCCUGGUUUCAUAUUCAAUACCUCAUAUAACCUAGUAGUUGCUUUGUCAGCUACAGUCUAUUUUGUGAAGGUCUAAUAUUGUGGAAAUUCAAUGUAUAUGGUAAUAUCUGGCAGGUUAAAUGAGGUUAGCCAUUGGAGCUAUAAAGCAAUAUCAGCGAGCAUUCUUGCGUAUCAUAAUCAAUUAUGAAUUGAUUUUGCACAGAAUGACCUUUCUUAUAUUGUGAACCUGCAAUUUAGUGUUUGUUAGUUUUCAAAUAGUGAUGUGUUCUUCACUUUCAGGCAGUGAAAACACCAUCCUCCACUGGUGUGUGUGAGUGACGUUGAUCUUUUGUUAAUGAUACGGAUAUUCUUCCUGGUCUCCAAUUACAGUAUCACUGCAAUUAACCUGUUCAUAAAUCAAUUCUAUCCAGAGAGCCCAUGUUCUCUGUAUUUUUUUUAAAAUAGCACUUCAGAUGAUCUCUUGGAGAGCAUGAUGUUUUUUUGUUUGUUUUUUAAAUUAAUUAAAAGUAACAAUCUUUAAAGUGUGUUGUGAAGUAAUAUUUGCUUUUUUCAGAAUAAUUAAAAACCUUAAACUCCAUUAAGGAUCUCUUUAGUGAUAUGAGCUGUGUUGAUUCAUUUUAAAUGGUUUCUACAUAAUAUAUUGACAUAAUUCCUGGAGAACACCACCCUCUGUUGGCUGAAGUGAGAUUCUGUAAUUUUAGAAAUGCCUGUAAAUAAGCCUUUGUUAAAAGAUAUAAUAAUUUUCCAGUGAAAGCAUCUAUAAACAUGAUAGCUAUGUGCAGGAUUAAUACAUUAAAUUAUGCAUUAAGAAAAAAAAAUAGUGAGAACUUUUUAUUAAUGUUUACAACUAAAUAAAUAAUACACCAUAAAUGAUUAAAGGCUUGAUGUGUCAUAUAAGGAUGCCCUUAUCUGUAAUUAUUGUUAUAUGGAUAUUAUUAUAAUAUGGGACUCAUGCAGCCAAGAAGAAUGAUUGAUUUCUGCCUUCUUAACCAACCUGACUAUCUGUCCAUAUUUCUGAUGGGUAUUAUUGAUUCAUUAUUCUGUAUAAGGAUUCGUACUUAUGUUCUGCCUAUAAUCUAAAAUACAUUGGAUGCUACUAUAAAAUUGAAGCAUUAUGAAUACAAGU